This is a messenger RNA of Photinus pyralis (common eastern firefly), 1866 nucleotides long. RefSeq names its product arylsulfatase I-like. The coding region runs from base 240 to 1847 and encodes 535 amino acids. NCBI's taxonomy places the organism in Eukaryota, Metazoa, Arthropoda, Insecta, Coleoptera, Lampyridae. The record is from RefSeq and is a predicted model, not a curated record. The transcript has 6 exons.
AAUGCUACAGAAGAUAAGGUAGGUAGGUACCUACCCGAUAAACCGUAAACUUAGUACUUUAAUCUUAGAAGCUUGAUAAAGCACGUAGCGCAUUUGAAUUGAUAACAAAUUCGUAUGUAUAUUAUGUAAAUGUAGUUUUCCUCGCCCCACUGUCAAACUUACAUUAUAAUGAAACGCACAAGUUUCGAAUUUCCAUUCAUAUUUCAAGGCAGUCUUUCAUUGUGUUAACUAAAAUAAGAAUGCGCGUCAAACUUGCGUUAAUAAUUUGUUUAAUUAAUUAUGGGGACGCUUCACUAAAAAUCAACCCGAAUAUUGUCCUCAUCCUGGCCGAUGAUAUGGGAUGGAACGAUGUCAGCUAUCACGGGUCAAACCAAAUUCCCACGCCGAACAUCGACGCCUUGGCCUACAACGGGCUGAUCCUCGAACGCUUUUACGUCGCGCCACUUUGCACGCCAUCUCGUGCCGCCCUGCUAACGGGGCAGUACCCGAUCCGCUACGGCUUUCAGGGACUUCCAAUUCGAUCGGGAGAAGAUCGCCACUUGCCGCUCGAAUUGGAAACGCUCCCGCUUAAAUUGAAGCAAUUGGGGUACGGCACGGCGCUGAUAGGCAAGUGGCACUUGGGUUUCUCGCACAGAAACGCCACGCCAACGUACAGAGGGUUCGAUUAUCACGUGGGGUACUGGACGGGGCUGAUCAAUUACUUUGAUCACGUUAACUCCGAGGAGUACGCCGGAUUUGAUAUGCACGAGGAUCUCUACACCGCCUGGCACCUGCAGCACGAAUACGCAACGCAUUUAUUUACGCGAAAGGCCCAAGAGGUCAUUAGGAAGCACGACUAUGAGAGGCCUCUCUUCCUUAUGAUGUCCCACCUGGCAGCGCACGCGGGAAACCAAAAACUUCUGGAGGUGCCCGAUAUCGAUGACAACAACAGACGCUUCCACUACAUUGAAGAUGGCGCCAGGCGUUUGUACGCGGGCAUAGUUACCGAGCUUGAUACCUCAGUCGGAGUUGUAAUUCAAGCCUUGCGAGACAAAGGCGUUUUAAACAACACGAUAAUUGUCUUUCUAUCAGACAAUGGCGCGCAGAACAUCGGAGAGUAUGACAAUUCAGGAUCAAAUUGGCCGUUACGCGGGAUGAAAGCGACGGUGUUCGAAGGGGCCGUGAGAUCACCCGCCUUUUUCUACUACUCCAAACUACAGAAGAAGUCUUCGGUCAAUAGCCAACUGAUGCACAUUACCGAUCUAAUGCCUACGCUUUACGCGGCAGCAGGUGGAAACGUGGAGACUCUUGGGACAAUAGACGGAAUAAACCAAUGGGAUACGAUAACUAGAGGCGCCAGAUCCACCCGUUCAAGUGCGCUGUUAGACAUAGACGAGGUCGCCGAGUAUUCGAGCCUAAUCGGCUACAACGGACAUUACAAGCUCAUCAACGGUUCGGUUUUAGGGGAUUUCGCGACGGACGGGUACUUCGGCGGUGACGCCGGUAGAUCGGCGAAUCCGCCUUACGACGUCGACUCGAUUUUGUCGAGUCUAACGAAUAGGGCCAUCGACGGCGGAUUAACGAGAGAGAAGGUGGUGGAGUUACGCGGGAAACUUACGACUAAGUGCGCAGGCGUGGACUCGCGGGCGGUUCCUUGCGAUCCUGACCGCUUCUGCUUAUUUGAUGUCAUGAACGAUCCGUGUGAGACGGCUAAUUUGGCCAAAAAGUAUCCGCACAUGGUUCACAAGUUAAGUGAAGAAUUGUCGAAGUACUGGCGGAUUUUACAACCUCAAAGUCAGCAUUUAAGAGAUAAAAACGCUGAUCCUAGUCGUUUUAAUAAUAGUUGGUCGAUGUGGAUGGAGAAAUAAAUAGUUAUUGUUAUGCUUU